Aplysia californica (California sea hare) is the source of this 3117-nucleotide messenger RNA. RefSeq lists its product as uncharacterized. NCBI's taxonomy places the organism in Eukaryota, Metazoa, Mollusca, Gastropoda, Aplysiida, Aplysiidae. The coding region runs from base 160 to 1161 and encodes 333 amino acids. The record is from RefSeq and is a predicted model, not a curated record. The transcript is spliced from 6 exons.
GAUGUGUCUCAUAGCAACGACUGGCGAUUGGUGGCUCUUUCUCCACAUCUUCUCCAAGCCUUUGAGACUGCCCUGGUGCACAGGGGUCUCCCAAAAUUGAUAAACCCUGUGGAAAUAAAUCAUCUUGUAGGUUAGACUAGCAUAAAGAGAUUGCCAAACAUGCACCAGGAGGUUAAGUAUGGCCGUCGUCAAGACUGGCAUCUGACGAGUACUGGAGUUGGCCACCAUCACCGCCCCGGAUAUUUCUUUCCAGAUUCUGAAUUCAAGACUCUUCUAAGGGAACCGUUGCCCCCUGGCCUGGCCAAAGAGAAUGAAGUGACCAACGACAAACCCUACCUCACCACCAAGGAGCAGUUCCACGACAAAAAGUACCCAGGCUUGCUCUACAAAGACCCGGAGCAUAAGAAGGCCCCGGGUCACUGGAAGGUCACCUACAUGAAAGACCUCACGGAGAAGCUGGGCCAGGGCGGGUGGCGGCGGCCGCUGACCAUGGGGAACCAGCUGAGCGAGAUGAAGGCGGAGUACCAGUCGAAGGCCCCGGAGGUCAAGGAAAAGUACAAGUUUGAGGAAGUCUAUCACCCGCAGAACUUCCUGCUGCAGGACCACCACAAGGAGGGACCCUCAAAGGUUGGGGCAGCCAGCACCCAGAACCCCAAGCUGCAAGGCCAGCCGUUCUACGUGAAGGACAAGGGCGUGCUGAACAUCCUUGACCCCUACCUGAGCACCACCCAGCGCGACCACCGCAUGUUUACCCAGGGGGAGAUGGGCGACUACCCGAAGAAAGACGUGCCGACGUACUGGCAGUGUGAGGAGUACCCCAAGGCCUGGGGACACGGGCUGCACCAUAACCCUCUGCCAAAGGACAACGUUCCCCGUGGCAAACUGCCGAUGAGAGAUGAGACGAUCUUCCCUACAGCCACAAAGAUUCCUCGGCUGCCCAAAGCUCUGGUGCCAGUGCCGCACGCAGGUCUGAAGAGCCUGUACGACGAAUCGUUCCAGUUCCCGUCUCACGUGAACAUGAAGGAGAACUAUUACUGCCCGGUGGACACGCCCUUCAAACUGCCGGACCCCGGGACCAAGUCUGUCUACACCGCACCCAAAAUGUACAACACCGAGUACCAGAACAUCGGCAGUCGGAAGCCCAUCACCGUUACUAAAUAAGUUUUUAAAAAAAUAUAUAAAUAAAUUCCUUUUUCUAAUGUUUGUGAUGGGGGUGGAGAAGAGGGUCCACCUUAUGCCCUUAUUUGGACAGAGGAGAAGCUAAAUGGAAAAUGUUGGGAACUAGAUCUAGAAAUGGAAAGAAAAGGCAGUUGGAAGCUGACAGCGGUUACAAAAUAAUUUUUAAAAUUAAAAAUAAAUUAUUUUUAUAAAAUGUUAACGUCGGAGGAGAAGCUCAAUUCCAAAUGUUGAACUGGAAAAUGGAAGGGAAAGGCAGCUGGAAGCCGUUUACUGUCACAAAAUUAUAUAUAUGAGGCUAAGCUGAUAGUGUUGAACUGGUAAUGAAAAAAAGCAGAAGAUUAAAAUCACAUGUGGAUAUAAUACACUCAUACAAUUUUGAAACCUUCAUUGUACGUAUUCAUUUGUUUGAUUUUGUCAUUCAUUUUUUUUUUUUUUUUAUUCGUUGUGGAAGGGUGACCGUUUUGUUGAUCAAGUUGUGAAUGAUGCUGAGAGAAUGGUCGUAUAUAUAUAUGAGUGAAAGGAGAGAGUGUAUGAAGAUACAACUUUAUGCCUUCACGUGUUACAUUAAAUGCUGUAGACAUUUUCAGGUCAAACGUGUGUUUCUGGGUUCCUCUGUUUGUGAAAUGGGAAAAGUUCUAAAUACCACAUUUCUAUGAAAACUGAAAACACAUUGGCCAUUUCAUCAUUUGUUAUUUUUGAAGUCCCAGGUUGUGAACCAGGUUUUUCUGUCAGAGCCAGUGGUUCUGUAACUUUUUUUUCACCCAGAGACAUAAGGGCAGAGUUUGUCACAUACACAGUGUGGAAUAAAGCAUGCCAUUGUACAGUCAAACUGUGUCAUUAAUGAAUUGCAAAAUGUUGGAGAUGUACUUCACAUGAUGCACUGGGUUUGUUUCUCUUUAUUCUGACCUCUGCCACACACUCGACUCUUUGUGGACUGUUCCGUGGAGGAUGAAAACUUGUACUGGUGGGAGUUUUACCUCACAGAAGGAUGUUGUAUAGGUGUUGUUUGAAUAGGUAAAGCCUGUACUGGUGGGUGUCUUACCUCACAGAAGGCUGGUACAGACAUUGAAUGUUUGAAUAUAUUUGAAGAAAUGUCAUAACACACAGUAGGACAUCUUGAAAAAUUGUGGCUUCAGUAUUUUCUUAUUUUGAAACGUUUUUUGCUGACGAGAAGAAAAUUAGCGACCUACCCAUGGUUCUAUUCUUCCCAGUUUGAGCAAACACGAAGGCCUACCAAAGACUUCAUUUUGAAAAAUGUAGGGCCUGCCUGGUACUCAUGUUGAUAAAAAUCGACUCCAUUAUUUAUCUAACGUGUGUUGUUAUUUCUUUGUACAAUUCAGUAUUUUCAGAAAACAUUUGAGCAAUAUACAACCACUGAUUUCCUUGCCACUGAUCAUCCUGAAUGUGUUGUCAUAGCAUCCGCCGGCUGUUCAGAUCUAUUUAGCCCAAAAAUUUAGAAUUUUUUAUUUUAAAAAUUUAUUUAGAUUUUAUAACAUUUUCUGACACAGUAGUAUCAGUUGCAAGUGCUCCAGAAUGUUCUGUAGAAAUUCCAAGUGUAAAUGUUGAAAAACACCAGAAAAAAUAGGUCAUGUAAGUUAAAUGUAAGUAAAAUUGUUCAAAGAGAGAAACAGUUCUUGUUUCUCCAACCUUAACAAUUUUGCUUUCGGAACUUGGAACAUUUGAACUGCUUAUUGACAACCCAGUGUCUUACAAUCACCGAUCACUGCUGCUUUUCUAUGUUUUACUGUAGGCCUACUGUGUACUGUGUCUGCUAUGUAUAUUUUACAGUACUGUUUCUGCUAUGUAUCUCUGGAGAGAGCAGUGACCACCGGCAACAUUUGUACAUACAGAUCAAAGGGGAAAGAAGAACACAAUUUUGGAACACUUUUAUCACAUCCGCCUUUCACAUGAAAUAAACAUGUUUUCUGAUAUCCUCUA